UCCAAUUUUCCCCAACUUCCCCGCGAAAAAACAGAGCUUUGGCGCCCAUGGCCCCCACGCUUCCCGCCAAGAGGCGCAGGGCACCCUCGCCUGCUCCGCCCCCGCCCCCGUCGCCGGAGCGCAAGACGAGGAUGACGCCGCCCUCGCCCAAGGCCAAGGGAGCCAAAGCGAAGCCGACGCCGUCGGCUAAGGCCCCAACACUUCUCGCCAAGAUCCGCAAGGCGCCGUCGCCGGAGCGCAAGAGGAGGAAAACGAAGCCGUCGACCGAUGCCAAGGGAGCGGAGGCGGAGCCGAAGCGCCAGAAGCCUAUGCCGUUCCAGCGCACCUGGCCUCCCAAUGACGAGGUCCGGAUCCUGGAGGCCCUCGCGGCGCACCGCCGGGACCAUGGCGACCUGCCGGCGACUGCCGUGCUCUUUGCGGCCCUCGAUGGCCGCCUCGACAGGAAGCGCGUCGGCGUGAAGGAGGUCGGCGAGAAACAGCGCAGCCUCAAGCGCCGCUACGAUCGCGACGCCAGGAAGAGGGCGCCGCCAGCAGAUGACCACGAGCAACGCCUCUACCUCCUCUCCAGGGACGUCUGGGGCGGCGUCUCCCCGCCGAAACCACCCAUCGCUCAAGCAAAGAGCGUCAGGGGCAACUCCUCGCCGAAACCAUCCACCGCUCAAGACGAGAGCGCCGGCGAGCAAACCGGCAAGGACGCCGCCCAAGUGAAGAGGGCCGGCGAGCAGACCAGCAAGGACGCGCCGGCGCCCAAGGCCAAGAAUUUGGGCGAGAUGCGCGAGCUCUAUCCUUACCUCGUUCACGAGUCCAUGCUUCUUGUCGAUCCAGCUAUCCUGGAGAGAGUGCUCCCGACCAUUGACGACAACGAGGCACAGGCGCUGAACUCCAAUAUCAAGAAGAUGAGGAAGCAGCUCACCAAGGCCAUCACGGAAUCGGCAAGGAUGAAAAACAUGGAAAUGCCUACAGUAUGUCUGUGUCCAUUCACUAAGCUUCAACCAGAAAAGUUAACAGCGGAAAAUGAGAACUAUCUUUUGUUCAAGCGUUUGGACAAAACAAAUGACAUGGAUAUAUGUGCUGAAAAGCGAUUGGCACGAGUGGAACAUGAAAUAGAGGAACUGAGACAAAUUGUAUUAGCUUCUAAAUCACAAGCAAAGAUUGAAAACAAUCUGCGCCAUGAUAAUUCAGCAUUGAAGGGUAUUAGAUGUGAAUCUGCAGAGAGUGGUCUUCAGUCGAUUGUUGCUGAAAAUCAGAUUCCAUGCAAUAUGCUACAAAAGAAGAUAGAAGCAACAAAUAGCUUGCCCAAUGGAAAGAAUGAGGAAGUUACAUCUAAGUAUUGUUGUGCCCUUCCCCGCAAUGUUCCCUGCAAUAAUGUGAAACUACAAGGGAUGAUAUUGCCACACAAAAAACCAUUUCAUGGUAGGAGAAGGAAGAUUGACGCUAAAAGUCAGACUCCACACAAUACGGAUGGGAAAGAGGUUGUUUUGCUUUCAAUAGUGAGGCCAUACGGUCCAGUAGCCAAGGCUAUUAUUCAAACAAGUUCUCAGUCUACAAUAGUAGGGGGCAUCCGACUUGGAACCCAAUGUUGUAAGGUGUUUGUGACUAAUGUGUUGCAAACAGAAGCUCCACUGUUACGCCAAUAUGGGAACAUGACGAAGAUGUCCCAUGCACUUAAAUGUUCCAUUGCAUGGCCACGUGAACAAAUCCGACAUGAUACCGUUGCUGGCAUGGCAGCACCUGAGCAACCAUCUCAUCAAGGUCAUUGACAUGGCGCCUUUUGCAACUGAGGUGGUGGUUCGUUUGCACAUAAUCGUGGAUGUUAAAUAACUACAAUUUGGUUUUUCUUUAUCCUUAAAUAGGGUAGGCACUUUUGGUAUGAAUGUUCUGAGCGAAAAAUGUUUUGCCACAGCCAGGCGCAACGGUUAGUUUGUUGGUUUUUGUCGUCUCUAGGUGAAAAUGUGUGCUAUUAGACCACCGUUUGUCAAUUGGAGUAACUGAUCUAAUGAUAUGCUGCUAUCUAUAUUGGUGGUGACUGAUAACGUCUUUAACUUGUAUUGUUCCUUUCGUUUUUCUGGAAGUGUGAUUUUUGUAGACAAUGUUUGGUAAGGAUUGUGCCAAUUCAAAGCUGUAU
Messenger RNA from Phragmites australis (common reed), 2125 nucleotides. RefSeq lists its product as uncharacterized. Gene Ontology annotation, cellular component: nucleus. The transcript is spliced from 8 exons. Bases 48 to 1760 code for a protein of 570 amino acids. The record is from RefSeq and is a predicted model, not a curated record. Lineage: Eukaryota; Viridiplantae; Streptophyta; Magnoliopsida; Poales; Poaceae. Gene Ontology annotation, biological process: regulation of DNA-templated transcription.